This is a messenger RNA of Lottia gigantea (owl limpet), 1872 nucleotides long. RefSeq lists its product as hypothetical. Gene Ontology annotation, molecular function: glutamate-gated receptor activity. Gene Ontology annotation, cellular component: membrane. The transcript has a single exon. The coding region runs from base 1 to 1872 and encodes 623 amino acids. The record is from RefSeq and is a predicted model, not a curated record. NCBI's taxonomy places the organism in Eukaryota, Metazoa, Mollusca, Gastropoda, Lottiidae.
AUGUCUGUUGCAGCGUGUUUUAGUUGUUUUAUAAUCUGUAUAUUAAUGGUCGAAUUGUUCACUCUUUCCGAAUCACAAGUUCCUAAAAAUAAUUGCAAUGUACAUUGUAUUAAGGUUAUCGAGAAUUUAGUCAAGAUAUUGCACUGGAAAAGCAUAGUAAUUUUAUUUUCGGAAGAUACCUUACUCAGUGAAUUGGUAACCAGUUUAGAGAUAAGUCAUAAUGACACUCGAAUAACCUUAAUGGAUAUUGGUAAUAUGAAAAAGACAAAACUGAAGAAAACCCUAGAUGUAUGCUAUAGAAUAUCACCUGAUGGUUAUGUUUUGUUGUACAGUUCUUCAAUCAUAGACUUUCUAACAGUCCUCAAUUCAUUUGAUGUGGAAUCAAAUAAAACCACCGAUUUUAGACUUGAAUCUCAAUGGAUUGUAGUUAAUGACAAUCCGGAAAAUACAGCAAUUGUAAAAUUUGAAUGGCAACUUCGUCAUGUUUUGAUCUUACAGUGGAAGCAGAAUUUUCGUGAACUUUUAACCAUUGUUGAGACCCAGAAUAUAGUCAAACUCGCGUGUUCAGAUUAUUCUAAAGACUGUUCAGUAAGGGAUAUAUUUCCAAACUUAAAUUACAAAUUAGAUAGACGACACUUGAAGAUUGGAACAAUCUACUCAUAUAACACAAUACACAUGAUUGAAAAAGGCAUGGAAAUAAACUCGUUCAACAGAGAAUUAGUCAAACUUACAUCAAUCAUCGCGCAAAUUUUAAACUUUACGUACACCAUAGUUCAACCAGAAGAUAAAGAAUUUGGACGGGAAGUAAACGGCUCAUGGACAGGACUAGUAGGAGAUCUGAUCAGCCAGAAAGUGGAUAUGGUUAUCGCAGAACUGACUGUUACUGACGACAGGUUCAAAGUCAUUGACUUCAUUUUUCCCGCGUUUCAUAUACAGAAAAUGGGGAUUCUAUUGAAGAAAAGUGGCCACAUGGAAACUAAAUGGAUAAAAUUAUUUCGGCCUUUGCAAUCUGCAGUAUACAUCUGCUUGAUUGAAAUUUCGAUAUUUUUGGGAAUUUUAUUUUACGUCAUUGAUAGUCGGAUAUGUCAAUCUGCAUCUCGAAUACGCGUGGUUAGGAUCUUGUCAUCUAUCACAAAUAUGGUCGGUUUCCUUUCUAUGAACGCAAACGGGCUGAGAUCCAGAAAUGAUGCUUCCAGAAUACUGAUAGCGUUCUUGUGGAUGUUUAGCAUCGUAAUAUCAGCAAGCUAUGUGGGUAAUCUAACAGCUACUUUAACAGAAACUGUGGAAACAAUGCCGUUUAAUAGCCUAGAAAAGUUGGCCCCACUGUCAGAUUGGAAGUGGGGUAUAGGUAAAGGGGGGUACGUUCACGAACAGCUAGCCAGUGCUACUUCAGCGCCCUAUAAGCAGAUUUGGGAAGGUAUCAUUAAGUUUAAUGAAACAGAUCCAACUGUUUUAGAUGUAGACUAUAAUCGGCAUAUUGCUAAAGUGCUGAACUCUAACGUGAAUGAGAAUUACGCUUUUAUUCUUGUAGAUCCUAAUUAUGCACUGUUAAGUAGCAACCAUUGUCUGUUUGGAGUGGUCGAAAGUGUCCUUUCAACGUUAAGUGCAGCUAUAACUGUUCCUAAAAAUUCAUAUCUUCAGAAACAUGUAAAGAAAACAAUGAUGGCUUUAUCGGAUAACGGCUUUCUUCAAAGAUUUGUGGACAAUGUAUACAAAGAUCAACAACCCAAUAUGUGUAAAAUUCCUGCAGAGAGAAGGCCUAUGCAAUUGAAUGAUCUGUAUGGAUUAAUAUUAGUAUUUUUGGUUGGAGUUCUGUCGGCUGUUUUGGUGUUGCUUUGUGAAUGUUAUUUCAAAAAUCGUUCAACAAUAUGA